UCAUGACCGAGCGCCGGCCGGAAGAGAAAUUACGCGUUCAUUAGAAUUAAUAAUCAUAUCGUUACUUCCAAAUUGGUCAUCAAAUACUCAGGAGUGAUGAUAGGUGCAAAACCCGAGAACUUGCGAGAGAUCCAUUAGAAGAAAUCCCAAUGUGGAUAUGCUACACUUGAUCCGCACUUUUAUGUAGACUCGUAUUGACGUUUUUCGCUUAUUAUGGAAAUACUGAGCAAAUAAUGCAACCCGUAUUCGAUAAAGUCAAGCAAAAAGUUAAAUGCCAACAUCAUAUACAAAAUCAAUGUUGCUCUGAACCACUUCGUCAAGGUUCAGGUCCAAAAAAGUCAACAUUAGGUAGGGUCAUUUGGAAAUGAAUCUUUAUCUUCGGAAUAUGUAAUAACGAAAGCCUCUUGCCAACACGAACCACGAACCAACAAACCACAGAAACUUGGUAUGCGCUCUACCUCCAACUCCUACCGGUUUUCUGCAGAUCUGAAAUUCUCUCAACCGCAUCGAGUGCGACCAAAAGUUAAAUUUUUGGUGAACAGUAGAAACAAACUGCCAUCAAACUAGUUAGCCAAGAGCAGGUGUAACGCGUGCGUGUAGAUGUGAAUGAAAACAGUAAAAGUGAAGUGAAUUUGAACCAAAACGAAAAAAUAACGAACCAAAAUAUCGUCAAAAUGAAAGAAAUUGCAAUUACACUACUACUCGUUUGUGCAAAAGUUAUUGGACAAAACCAUACGCCAGCUUCCGGUAUUCCAACUUGCUUAAAUUUUAUUUCAGAUUGUUACAAUCCGAACCGGCGGCCUGGCAUCUGCAUAUCUAUAUUUCAGUGCCCGACUCUUUUAAAUCUUAUCACUCAACAGCCGGUGAAUGAGGAAGAUAGGAGGUUCCUUGUUGAAUCUCAAUGUGAUGACGGCCCCGGAGAACCACCGUUUGUGUGUUGCAACAACGACAUUGGGUUUUUAAGUGGCCCUAUAUCAUCUAGCAUUGGAACAUAUGGCAAAGGAGUAGGGAAUAUUAUACCACCACCACCAACAUGCGGGACGCAAGGAAAUAGCAACGAAGUACCCCAAGGUGAAAUUGAAACUAGUGAUACUUUCCCGUGGUUAGCCUUGUUAGCCUAUGUUACAGAUAAAGGCACUUCAUCCCUAAGUUGCGGAGGAUCUUUAAUAAACAACCGAUAUGUUCUCACAGCGGCGCAUUGCGUUAAAGGAGCUGUAGAAAGAAUGAUUGGCCCCCUUUACGCUGUUCGACUCGGACUGGUAUCCCUCAGCGAUGACUUCGCAAACUGUACCGAAUCCGAUCCAGCUGGAUGCAUAGAAGUGGGCAUCGAAGAAGUUAUUGCCCAUGAGCUCUAUAAUGCGAACUCAGCAAAUCGCUACCACGAUAUAGCUCUAAUUCGCUUAAGCCGCGAGAUACCGUACUCGGAUUCUAUUAGGCCAAUAUGUUUGCCUGCCACGGUAAGCUUUGAAAGGUCGGCGAUCAACACAGAACUUCGGGUAGCCGGGUGGGGAACUUCCCCGAGAGGAAGUCAGGGUCUCGUUAAGUUGGACGGCACGAUUCCUACCAUAAGCUUGGAGGAUUGCCAAUCCAUGCUCCAAGCGACGAACGUCACGAUUGCAGAGUCUCAAAUUUGCGCUGGCGGACGUGACGCGGAUGAUAGCUGCAGUGGAGAUUCUGGAGGUCCCCUCAUGGCACGUAUUCGCAACCACUGGGUAAUUGAAGGAAUCUUCUCCUUCAAUGAUAAUUGUGGAGGCUUUGGCUUAUGGCCAGGAGUAUACACGAGAGUUUCCGGCUACGGAAAUUGGAUAAGGAGGCAUAUGAGACCCUGAACAAUUUUCCUAUAUACCUGCAGAAAAAAAACUUUACACACAAUGUUUCUGACAAUGAAUGGUUAGUGAUGGACAUGUGAAAUUUAUUUUAUAUUUGGUUUCAAGUGAUAUUAAAAUUUGUAUUAUUUCUUUUAAAUGCUUAAGUUUCUAAUAAAUGCAUUCACGUUUAUCCAAA
Molecule: messenger RNA, 2004 nt
Organism: Hermetia illucens (black soldier fly)
Lineage: Eukaryota; Metazoa; Arthropoda; Insecta; Diptera; Stratiomyidae
Product: serine protease 7-like
Exons: 6
Coding region: 675-1829 (384 amino acids)
Biological process (GO): proteolysis
Molecular function (GO): serine-type endopeptidase activity
Source: RefSeq, a predicted model, not a curated record